Cuculus canorus (common cuckoo) is the source of this 4570-nucleotide messenger RNA. It is a transcript of the gene DDX11, whose product is annotated as DEAD/H-box helicase 11. Gene Ontology annotation, molecular function: hydrolase activity, acting on acid anhydrides, in phosphorus-containing anhydrides; DNA helicase activity; DNA binding. Gene Ontology annotation, cellular component: nucleus. The coding region runs from base 40 to 2787 and encodes 915 amino acids. The record is from RefSeq and is a predicted model, not a curated record. Gene Ontology annotation, biological process: establishment of sister chromatid cohesion; nucleobase-containing compound metabolic process. The transcript is spliced from 26 exons. NCBI's taxonomy places the organism in Eukaryota, Metazoa, Chordata, Aves, Cuculiformes, Cuculidae.
GCGGGGCGCGCGCGGCGCUGAGUUCGAAGCGGCGGCGGGAUGAUGGAGGGGGAGAUGAAGGGGGAGAUGGAAGGCGGUCGGUUCCCCUUCCCCUACGCCCCGUACCGCAUCCAGGAGCGGUUCAUGGCCGCGCUGUACGGCGCGCUGGAGGCCGGCCGGGUCGGGAUCUUCGAGAGUCCCACGGGCACGGGCAAAUCUCUGAGUCUUAUCUGUGGGGCCCUCUCCUGGCUCCGAGACUUCGAGGAGAAAAAACAGCAAGAGGAGGCUCGACUUCUGGCACUUGAGGACAGCAGACAGGAGGGGAAGAAGGAGAUGACUUCGGCAGCGCCAGGAUGCCCAGAGACCAAAGACAGUGCCGGAGAACCAGACUGGGUUACGGCAUUUGUGCAGAAGAAAGAAGAGCGGGACCUAGUGGACAGGCUAAAGGAAGAGAAGAUCAGGAGGAAAAAACGAGAAGACCGUCUUGAGAAAAUUCGCCAUAAUGUGCAAUUAAAAUAUGCAGCAAAGAGAAAGAGAUCUGAGGAAGAUGAGACAAAGCGCCUGUUUCAGCUCAGCAAGGAGGUUCUUUCAGAGGGAGCUGGAGGGGAUGUUGUAGAGCAGCUGGAUCACAAUGAAGAGGAGCUAAUUCUUGCUGAAUAUGAGAGUGACGAAGAAAAGAAAGUGAUAUCUGGGCUGGAAGAAGAUGAUGAUGAUUUGGAAGAGGAGCAUGUGACUAAGAUUUACUACUGCAGCCGCACACACUCCCAGCUGUCUCAGUUUGUGCGUGAAGUGCAAAAAAGUCCUUUUGGUAAAGACACACGUCUGGUCUCCUUGGGAUCCCGGCAGAACCUGUGUGUGAAUGAGGAGGUGCGACGCUUGGGGGCUCUCCAGCUCAUCAAUGACCGCUGCAUGGAGAUGCAAAAGAACAAACGUGAAAAGAAGAAUGAUGAAGAGAAUGAAGGGAAGAAGAGACGUGUGAGUCGCACCGUGUGCCCAUUUUAUUCCUAUGACCAAAUGCAAUUUCUCCGCGAUGAAGUUCUAGUGGAAGUGAAGGAUAUUGAGCAGUUGGUGGCUUUAGGAAGGGAGACCAAAGCCUGCCCAUACUAUGGGAGUCGAUACGCCAUUCCUGCUGCUCAGCUGGUGGUGCUGCCCUAUCAGAUGAUUUUGCAUGAGCCUACCAGGAGCGCUGCUGGGAUCAAGCUGAAGGACCAGAUUGUAAUCAUUGAUGAAGCCCACAACCUCAUAGACACCAUCACCUGUAUCCAUAGUGCGGAGGUCAGUGGCUCUCAGCUAUGCUGUGCUCACUCCCAGCUGCUGCAAUACAUGGAGCGAUAUAGGAAACGUUUGAAGGCAAAAAACUUGAUGUACAUUAAGCAGAUCCUGUAUUUGCUGGAGCGGUUUGUGGCUGUGCUGGGAGGUAACGUGAACCAAAAUCCUAGCUGUCAGGCAGUUUCCCAAAAAGGGACAGUGCUGAAAUCUAUCAAUGACUUUCUGUUUCAAAGCCAGAUUGACAAUAUCAACCUCUUCAAGAUUCAGCGUUACUGUGAGAAGACCCUCAUCAGUAGGAAGCUUUUUGGGUUUGUGGAGCGAUAUGGAAGCCCUGUCACAGCUGUGAAGACCAACAAGGAGAACCAGAAGUUGGCUGGUUUGCAGAACUUUCUUCUCACCCUCCAGCAGGGAUCUGAUAAAGAAGCAAGUAUGGUCCAGAGCACUCCUGUGGAGGCUGAGAAUGACCAGCUCCGAACUGCCUCUCCACUGAUGCAGAUUGAAGGAUUUCUCUCAGCCCUCACAAAUGCAAACCAAGAUGGGCGAGUCAUUCUCAACAGGCAAGGCACAGUUGGUCAGAGCAGCCUCAAAUUCCUCUUGCUGAAUCCAGCUGUCCACUUUGCCAAGGUGGUGGAAGAAUGCCGUGCUGUCAUCAUUGCUGGGGGCACCAUGCAGCCGGUGGCUGAUUUCCGAGAGCAGUUGCUGUCCUGUGCUGGUGUGGACCCUGCGCGCAUUGUGGAGUUCUCUUGUGGACAUGUGAUUCCUCCAGAAAACAUUUUACCCAUAAUCCUCUGCAGUGGUCCUUCCAACCAGCAGCUGGAGUUCACCUACCAGACCAGAGACCUCCCCCAGAUGAUGGAUGAGACCGGUCGAAUUCUUUGCAACGUGUGCAAUGUGGUCCCAGGGGGUGUGGUGUGCUUCUUCCCUUCCUACGAAUAUGAGAAGCAGGUGUAUGCACACUGGGAGAAGACGGGGCUGCUCACCCGCCUGGCAACUAAGAAGAAGAUCUUCCAGGAGCCUAAGAAAGCCAACCAGGUGGAGCAGGUGCUGGUGGAAUAUGCCAAGUGCAUAAAGUUGCUGGUCCCUCUCCUGCAGCGCUGCAGCCAGGCAGAAGGACAGAUGACAGGGGCCCUGCUGCUUUCUGUAGUUGGAGGCAAAAUGAGCGAAGGAAUCAACUUCUGUGAUGACCUGGGAAGGUGUGUGAUUAUGGUGGGAAUGCCUUACCCCAACAUUAAAUCUCCAGAGCUCCAGGAAAAAAUGACGUGGCUUGACAAAACAAUGCCCAGAGCUGCUGGCCAGGCACCUAGCAGAGUGCUGAUUGAAAACCUGUGCAUGAAGGCAGUAAACCAGUCAAUAGGCAGAGCCAUUCGUCAUCAGAAGGACUUUGCAAGCAUCCUGCUCCUGGACCACAGGUAUUCACGGCCUGCCACCUUUAACAAACUGCCACAGUGGAUCAGGGAAAGAACCCAGGUGAAACCUACCUUUGGAUCAGCGUUUGCAGAGUUAAGAAAGUUCCAUCGAGGGAAGGCAGAUGCUUUGUGAUGCAGACCAGAGAACAGGCUCUAGGUCAAGCCUGUGAGCUGCACCUCUGAAGAACACCUGAGUCCUGCUUUUCUGUAGGAAGGAGUUUGUGCAUCUUUGCCUUCUGCCUCCCCUGUGGAUGUUUUCUGUUCAGUAUCUGAGCACUACGCUGGUGAGACAGCCUUCAGUGCCAUAACCAGGAGCAAAAUUGUUGUGCAUCUGAGACAGGUGGAGGUAGUAGCAGCAGGUUCCUGUUGUUUUACAGCUGUUAAGGUUUUAUUUAAAGUGAUUAAAUAUUUUAAAACCAAACACCUAAGUAUGAUUAUUUUGACUGAAGACUUCUGCCUUCUCCCAUCAACCACCAAGUGUCCAGGGCUGGAUGACCAAUGAAAAAAAAACAUAAAGCUUUUCACAAGAGCUGUAAACUAUCAGGCCACCGGUUUGUGUCAAGUUGGAAUUACAGUCAGAUAGGGCAGUUAUGGGUAACACUUCUUAUCUUCUUAUUUCUACCUCGCUUUAAGCAGUCAGAGAUUCAAGGAGCAGUUUAUCCUUUCAAGGGGAAUAAAGAGAUGGCCAUAAUAGACCAGAGCGCUUCUCCUUUGAUCAUGCUUAAGCACAGGAGCGCUCUGGUCUUUUUGCUGCCUAGGGUUUUUAAUUCAAAGUAACUUUUUGUGGAAAACUGUAAAACCUUUUUAUUAUUUUUUUUCCAGUGUAACUUUCCUAGGUCAUGGGUCAGUGCUGGAGGGCAGUGGUGACAACAGGGAUGGCUCUGUAAUCCCACAGCUGUCCCCAGUUCUCUGUCUUCCUGAGCAAGGCUUCCCAGGCGCUGAUUUGUGUCCUUGCCAGUUUCAGUAGCUGGAUGCUACAUCUCUUCACAAUGAAAAAAGCACUCAUAAUUAGACACAGAGCUGGUACCCACUCCCCGUAUGUUAAUUAGCCCCAUGGGGAAAGAAGCAGCUUCUGGGAAGCAUCCAUGGUGACUGUCCCGCUCCUUCAGUGGGUGCAGCACCCACUGUCUGGCACAAAAGCUCUGCCUUAAUCCUGGUGAAUGCCGCAGCAAGAGUGGGUGGCACCUGCUUUUAACAGCUGGUGUGCUCCAGCACUGUGCCAGGAGGUGCUGGGUUGCAAGGCUCAGCCCCCACCUGAGAUGAGAGUGGAGACUGGGCUUUCCCUUAGGACACUCGUAAUUAAGCACACUUCCUGCUUUUAUCAAAGUGAAGGCUGUGAGUACCUGCUUCCUUCAACUUUAUUGAAGCUUUCAGACAGCAACAGCCAAAGAACUACCAUCAGCCAGGUAGAGAAAGAAACCACCGAGUGCAGAAGCACCAGGAAUUAGACCCCCCUCAUGAAGGGACAGACACCCUCAUUCUCUCUUCAAGCACAACCAAGCAAAUAGGAGUUUCAGCAAGCAAGCAGCUAGGAGACAAAUGAAGCAAGGGCUGUUUGCCUACAAGAGAUGCAUUUACAGUCAUCACCAGUCACAUUAGCAAAGACUGAGGGCCCUUUAAAUCAGGAGCAAUUUAAGUUCUGAUCCCCUGAGCACAGGCUGUCCCACUGCCUGCCAGCUAAGACAGGAUUUAUUGCGCCAGCAUGAGCAGCAGCAUUCAAGAUGGAAUGUAGUAUUUGGGGUGGAGAAUAGCAGACAGCAGAAGAAAAGCCCUAAUGGUAAUUAUAACCUGAGCAGAAGUUCUCUCCUGUUGCUCCUGCUCUUCCUCAAAAAGACAUGGGGUCUCCCUGCCAUGGCAGUGCCCACCCUCCACGAUGUGCUUCCACAAUCUGGUGUCUCUCAAAGGUGCUUAGGUCA